Coniophora puteana RWD-64-598 SS2 is the source of this 336-nucleotide messenger RNA. RefSeq lists its product as uncharacterized. Lineage: Eukaryota; Fungi; Basidiomycota; Agaricomycetes; Boletales; Coniophoraceae. The coding region runs from base 1 to 336 and encodes 111 amino acids. The transcript has a single exon. The record is from RefSeq and is a predicted model, not a curated record.
AUGCACUUCACCUUCUCCGCCAUCCUCGCUAUUGCCGGCGCCAGCUUCGUCGCGGCAUCCGUCGACGCCCAGUGGUCCUUUGACAUCUACCAGACCAACGACUGCAGCGAUGGUCUCCCCCCUCUCAGCCAGAGCGGCAGCGGCAAGACCUGCUCGCCUCAACCCGAGUUCGGGUUCUUCGGCGUCAAGGUGCACAGCGCCGGUGGAUGCACCAUCAACUUCGUCGGGGAAGGCUGCAGCGACGUGCUGACGAACAGCCCCGGCAAGAUCCCUGCGGAUGGCAAGUGCCACCCUCUCCCCAGCGGAACCACCAGCUAUGCUGUCGUUUGCAACUGA